Messenger RNA from Sorghum bicolor (sorghum), 1092 nucleotides. RefSeq lists its product as uncharacterized. The transcript has 4 exons. The coding region runs from base 64 to 891 and encodes 275 amino acids. The record is from RefSeq and is a predicted model, not a curated record. Lineage: Eukaryota; Viridiplantae; Streptophyta; Magnoliopsida; Poales; Poaceae.
ACCCUGUGGGCUGUGGGUGCUCUGAGGCAAGGAGCUAAGCUUUGCCCACGUCAGCGCGGUGCCAUGGUGACCAAGAGUUCCGCGCUCCUCUCGCGUCCUCAUUUCUCAACCGCCACACAAACCCAAGGAACGAAGACGACGACGAUGGCGUCGUCUGCCUCCUUGCUCCAAGCCUCCACGUCCUUCGCUCCAGUCUUCUCCCCGCUCCCAUCCCGACACCAGCCCACGGCGCCACGCCUGCAUCUCCGCGGCUCCCCCAACCGUCGUCGCCGCGGCGUCUCACUCGCUGCUUCCUCCGCCGCGUCGCCGGAAGUCGAGAAAGAGUCGUCGCCCUCGUCCUCGCCGCAGGAAUCUCUGUCGGCUGUCGUGGACAGUGUGAAGGUGCUCAAGGAGGCAGCCAAGACAAGGAAAGUACCUGCGCCGGAAAUUCUCUCGGCACUGUCCAAGAUCAAGAAGGCGAAACUCGACACAUCAACAUUCUUUGAGACACUUGGUGGUACUGAGUCUCCAGGCAGGACAUGGAUGCUUAUCUUCACUGCAAAGGGUCGGCUGGACAAAGGGCAGUAUUUUCCAGUGACUGCAGUCCAGCGCUUCGAUGCCGCGGGAAAACGGAUUGAGAAUGGCAUAUAUUUGGGCCCUAUUGGGUGCUUAACGUUUGAAGGGAGGCUGUCAUGGAAAAAGAAAAUACUUGCAUUCAUCUUCGAGCGGGUUCGCAUAAAGGUUGGACCAUUGGGUCCCCUAGAAAUCGGCUUCGGAAGCAGCAAUGAUGAUAGGGAACCCAGCACAAAGGACCCGUUCUUUGUUUGGUUCUAUGUUGAUGAGGAAAUCGCUGUUGCGCAAGGCAGAGGCGGUGGAGUAGCUUACUGGUGCAGAUGUCAGCGUGUCCCCUGAAGAUUCAGACAUUCGGUUCGCUUCAAAUCACUGUACAAGAUCAGGAUAAUGUAGUCUCUAGUUUGUAGGGUUAAUGUUCAUCUUUGUACUAUCUGCUUGGUCUCCAAAAACGAGAAAAGGCAAGGAGGUGUAGAUAAUGAAACACUAUUAAAAUCAUACGCUUGUGUUUGUGUGGCUUUUACAGUUUGAGCAUGUCAGUAA